Messenger RNA from Zychaea mexicana, 605 nucleotides. RefSeq lists its product as uncharacterized. Bases 95 to 550 code for a protein of 151 amino acids. The record is from RefSeq and is a predicted model, not a curated record. NCBI's taxonomy places the organism in Eukaryota, Fungi, Mucoromycota, Mucoromycetes, Mucorales, Lichtheimiaceae. The transcript has a single exon.
CAAAAUUGUUCGAUGUCAGCCAAUUGCAAGCCAUGAGGUGGACAAUAUCAAGCGAGAAACAAUUGUCAAUUGCUGAAAUGCUAGUAUUCAUCGAAUGACGGCGCAAGAGGACGACGCAUCACCUGAAGCAGUCAAUGCCAUUACGCAUCAAGACCUUUUCAUGCAGCAACAUUUACAACAACAAAUCGAACAAAUUGCGUCCAUCGCAAAUAUCAGCAUCGACAAAUGUCCAACAUCUGAAGUUGAUCCUGACCAUGAACGCCAGAUAAUCCAUGGCAAUUACAGUGACGAUGAAAUUAUAGAAUUAAUUACAGAGGACAUGCAACAAAUAUCUAUCAACGAAGAGUCUACAGCCACGGAAUCCGCCAACAAUCAAGCACCAACAUUGUUAACUUGUCUGCAAGAGAAAAGGCAACGGCCAUGCUUAACCUUUUUCAUAUUUUUGAUGCCGAAGAUAGUUUGGAUAAUGACAUUGUUGCUGCACUUACAGCACUUACAACCCUCCGUACCAAGCUUGUACAAGAAUUAUACAGCCAACAAUCCCGCUUGACGCGAUUUUUCUCUUCUUCCAAUAGAAAUUAACAUAUAAUAAAGGACAAAGCUGA